AUGUCAGACGAGGCGGCCGAGGCUCAAUUGAAAGCACGAUGUGGUGAUCUGAUCGUGGUACUACGUUCUUCCGUGCUUCACAACAUUGCUGAUGAUAUGAUUGUCAAGCAGAUCGAGAGCCAGGUAUCGGCCGCGCUUGUGACGUUAUUCGAGUUGGUGAAGGCUAGACCUUGGGAUGUUCUGGUGAUUCUUCUAGGUGUCUUGCUCGUGGGCAAUAUACUUCUUGUCCUCAGAAACAGGUUCUGCCAUUUGGCUUCCAUCCCAGGUCCAUGGUGGGCUGCAUACACCCGACUCUGGCUAUGCAAGACCAUUGCAUCCGGUGACUCGGCCAGGCUGUUUACAGAAGUGAACAAGAAAUAUGGUCCCAUUGCUCGUAUCGGACCGAACCAUCUCAUCACCGAUGACCCCGACGUAACCAAACGCAUUCUGGCCGCCAGAUCACAUUACACGCGUGGCCCGUGGUUCGAUGCCAUCAAGAUCGACCCCCAUGUUCCCAACAUUGUCUCUGAGCGACACACUGGCAAGCACAACCACCUUCGUCACCGCAUGUCCGCAGGUUAUACCGGCAAGGAGAUCGAGGGCACGGAAGAAAUCAUCGAUGAACGCAUCCUGGAUUUCUGCCAGAGAAUCGAACAAAAAUGGUGUUCAGAAAGUUCCGAAACCAAAACGUUCGAUAUUGGGCGAAGAAUCCAAUAUCUGGCAGUCGACAUCAUCACCCAUCUCUGCUUCGGCGCGCCGCUUGGCUUUAUGGACAAGGACUGUGAUGUACAUGACUUUUUGUACACCAUCGAAAGCCAGCUUCCUAUCGUACAACACUUUUCCGUCAUUACCGAGUUCAACACCAUCCUCGAAAGGAUCACUCGAAUACCCGUGUUCAGGAGUCUACUACUGCCGUCUGCUGCGGACCGGACGGGGGUCGGACGCAUCAUGGGCAUAUCCAAAAAGGUAGUGGACAAGCGGUUUCUACCAACCUCAAAGCCCAGAAACGACAUGCUCGGCUCGUUCCUCAGACACGGUCUGAGCGCGAAGGAAGCGGAGGCGGAAAUUUCCAUUUCACUAGUCGCAGGAUCCGACACAACAGCAACAUCAAUGCGCGCCACCCUUCUAGCAAUAAUCACCAACCCCACAGUAUACGCCAAACUACAGGCCGAGAUUGACGAGCACAUCGCGGCCAACCACAUCUCCAGCCCCAUCAAGGACCAGGAGGCUCGGAAUCUGCCCUAUCUGCAAGCCUGUAUCUUAGAAGGUCUCCGCCGGUUCCCACCCAUAACGCAGUUGCGGGAGCGCGAAGUCCCGCCCGAAGGCGACGUUAUCCACGGCCACGUCAUCCCCGGCGGAACAUUUAUCGGGUUGAAUGCCUGGGGCGUGCAAUUGAAUUCUGUUUAUGGCGAAGACGUGGAGAUGUUCCGUCCUGAACGAUGGUUUGAGGCGGAUGAAGCCCGUCUUCGGCGCAUGCAUGAAGUGCAUGAGUUGAUUUUCGGGUAUGGUAAUACUCGCUGUUUGGGGAUCCGUAUUGCGACUAUGAAUCUGAACAAGAUCUUUGUCGAGCUUCUACGUCGAUUCGACAUCUCGGUUGUGCGACCCCACCGUCCCUGGCGGAGUAUUUGCUAUGGCAUCUUUUUUCAGAAAGACUUUGAUGUCAGGAUUAUGAAGAGGCAGCCUAAGGCCAAAUGA
This is a messenger RNA of Exophiala dermatitidis NIH/UT8656, 1674 nucleotides long. RefSeq names its product cytochrome P450 oxidoreductase. Gene Ontology annotation, molecular function: oxidoreductase activity, acting on paired donors, with incorporation or reduction of molecular oxygen; heme binding; monooxygenase activity. The record is from RefSeq and is a predicted model, not a curated record. Bases 1 to 1674 code for a protein of 557 amino acids. The transcript is spliced from 7 exons. Lineage: Eukaryota; Fungi; Ascomycota; Eurotiomycetes; Chaetothyriales; Herpotrichiellaceae.